Messenger RNA from Aspergillus tanneri, 5448 nucleotides. RefSeq names its product nucleoporin. Gene Ontology annotation, molecular function: structural constituent of nuclear pore. Gene Ontology annotation, cellular component: nuclear pore inner ring. Bases 1 to 5448 code for a protein of 1815 amino acids. NCBI's taxonomy places the organism in Eukaryota, Fungi, Ascomycota, Eurotiomycetes, Eurotiales, Aspergillaceae. The transcript has 4 exons. The record is from RefSeq and is a predicted model, not a curated record. Gene Ontology annotation, biological process: RNA export from nucleus; protein import into nucleus.
AUGGCUCCCGUUCCGGAAGCCUAUUUCCCGUCCCUGGACAAAUGCUUCUCCGGGGACGUCCAGCUUCUAUCCUGGAGUAGAGCUUUUCUCUACACAUGCCACCCAGACGACGAUGUUGACGAUACGGGCAGCCUGCACACAUUUUUGUCGCAUCCAGAAAGCGUCCAACUUCUUUCGAAUUGUUUGAAUUCUUUUCCGUCUCCCUCUGCCAAAUCCAAGUCAGACUUCGAAUCGAAGACCGCCGCGAUCCAUGCUGAAACAACUGCGCAAGCAUCAUAUGAUUUGAAGGAAAUAAAAGCGGAUGCUCUAUGGCUUAGUCAAAAAGCUGGUAUAGACGAGACCAGCGCCCUUCGCAUCACAGUGCUCGAAUGGCAGAACCGCCCAGCCACACGGCUAGUUACAAGAAUCGCGGAGGGGGAAACUGCAAGCUUACAGGCUGCAACGGGAGUUGAAAACUUCCGUAGAACGGUAUCCGGUCCCAGCUUUCCGGAAGUUUUAGGCCAAUAUCCGCGCUCUGAGAAUGACGCCUCUUUUGCCUCCGAGGUAGCUCGGCGUUUACGGUUGCGCAACCUUUAUCUGUUGGAGAGAAGCCAUAUUAUUAAAACAGCUCGAAAGCUUCUAGCACUUUUCCUAACCAGCAAGAGCAAUGGAAACUUUCCACAGCAAAACGAUAUUGGUCGAUUUCACAUGUUGUGUGAGUUGGGGGCAGCUAUUUUCAAAAAUAAACUUUCUGGGGAGGGCAGGCGCAGCUUCAUCCAAGAAUGUAUCAAGAACAUCCAAAGUCGACUCUCUGCUUUGAAGGGUGACGGUGGUUGGCUCGGAGCUGCGGAGAGCGACGAAAGCAUGGAAGACAUGUGGAGAACGACCUUAGUUGAAGAAAUUCUGCACAUUUUGCAAAUGCUGUUCCUACAGCUCCAGGCAUCUACGGAGAUUCUGGCGGCAGAUCUUCAAUUAAGUUGGCUUCGACUGAUGGUUGACUACAGCUUUCUAGAGCCGCUCCAAGUUAACUCGAUAGAGAUCCUGAUGCCGGUUCAGUCCUUCGUAUGCCUGAUAACAGUUGCUUUUUUGAAGCUACAUCUUACUGUGCCAUUUAUCAUUGACAAAGCCUCGGUCCACGACUCCUCUAAGUUGCCGUACUUUCUCUCGAAGGAGGAAAUUGGCCAGAUAAAUGAGAUAUUUGUUACUCAGGGAAUAGAUUCAAAAGUCGCCAACCCUGCAGCCUUUUCUUGGGGUCUGAUUCUGCACACGAUGAGGGAGCUUGCUAUUGUCGAGAAGGAGGCUCGAGAACUGCAGCAGUUCCACAGUGCAGUCGACUCGUUCCAAUCAAACACGCCGCAUUCAAACACAGAAGCUUCCGAGGUUUCUUUAUACGAAGAGCUACUGGAAUGCGCGCAGACACCCAAAUUUACGGCUGAUGAGUCUAUUGCCGUCUUGACUUCCGAUGCAAUAAAAUAUUCUGCCUUUGACGCUAUCAUUUCUUUGGCAACCAAUGUCGGAUCGACAUCGGCUAUUGAUGAUCCUCUGACAGAUCAUUGGACUCGCACAGCACUUUUAGACCUCAUUCGGGUUGCCAUGAUCUAUUUGGAGUAUUCCCCCGAGGUCGUGGAGUCGGUGUUGGCAAUUCUUUCAGGGUCUGCUACUCAAUGUGCAGGGCCCUCCAGUACCCCGUCAGCUUAUCCCAGUGAUCCACGGUAUAACUUCACAAAGGAUGACCUCCUAAUGAACAACAUUUUCCGUAUAGCACGAUCACGUUUUCCAUAUGAGACGAUACCGUUUUUACGAUUUUGCAGAGCUCUCGUCAACAAGGAUAUGAUUAAUGAGGAGGGUCUCCCUGAAAUAGUCAGCGAACUGGAGAACAUGGAAACCUUUACACAAAUGGUUCCUGGCGACUUCCAAGGUUACGAGACAAUUCGAGAAGAUGAAAAUGCGAACCUUGUUACCCUUGCUCAGUCUCUUCCAAUGAUAGGCUCAGCCUCUCCGCAAAUACCAGACAGCCAACCAAGAAAUGCCCUUGUUGUCACAGGCUCAUCUCAAGUACCAUCUGCCACGAUUGGCCAAGUUGUAUCUGAGAGCAAACCUGCGGUGGUCAUGUGGCACCAUAGAUACUCUUGUUUGAGCUAUCUUGGGAGCUGGCUGGAGGAAUGGAAUGAGAGCGGAGGAUAUUCGGCAGGAUGGGGUCAAGAUUCGAACGCAGAAAUAAUUGGGCUACUAGCGGAUCUUCUCACUGCUACUAAGGAUGUGCAAAUUCAAAAGGACGAUGGAUCUAGCGCCAAGCGAAUUCUGGAAAUGGCAAGCGAUGGAUUAGCUCGUCAAAGCGAUAUCAUUUCGGUUAUAUUCGAGAUAUUUGAACGCAACAUCUCAAGCCUUGGCCCUAAAACAGGCUCAGACUGUGUGCUAGAAUCGACUAUUGCCUGUCUGCGUUUUAUUUGCGCUCUUAUUGCUGUAUUGCCUGGCAGGGUGUGGCCAUUGCUUUCUCGGAGUAACCUGCUUGGGUCCGAUGGAAAAGGAGUCCUAAUGACUGCGAUUAUUUCAGCUAUGGAAGUAACAUCGGGUGAAUAUCCAUUCCUUCUCGCCUGUGUCCGUCUCUUCGAGGCCGUUGUGGACGAUGCUGCUUCCCGUGCAGUACUAAGAAAAAGUCCGAAUCCCCCUGCUGGGAAGAUAAUAUCUGUUUCUGGCUGGACUGCCGGUGUCCCGUCCCAUAUGAUGAGAGGUACUUUGUUAAGUUUUGUUCGGGCAAUGAUCGAGGUCUACAACAGCAGUAUCAACUGGCGAUUUAAUACCCCGGAGCAGAGAAUCGAGCUGAACACCGGCCUUGCUAAGACAUUCGAAAGAAUUCUUUACUACACCUAUGGUGCUAACGACACUGUGAAGCUAGAUGGCAAAGUAACUGGGGUAUUCUCUUCAUCAGCAACUUACCUACUGGACGUCCUACGGCCGCAAUCGGCAGCCGACUUGCCGUUCAACCCGAUUCUUAGGCUCAUUGCCGACGGCCUUCAAACGCCUCCCACUCUAUACCUUCGGCAUUUGACAUUGGUGGAAAAUCAAGUGAAGUCAACGUUGGAGUUCUCAACUAGGCUUUUGCAAGCGGCCCAGCUUCUCGAUAGCUCGCCGUCAUUGUUAGAAGAACAAUUGUUCAAAGCAGCCCCAGUUCUUGUUAAAUUAUAUGCAUUGCAUCACGCCUACCGCCUACCAGUUAUCUCACUUCUUGACACUUUGGUAUGCGGAGCUGCUCUAGAUCCAGCGAAUGAACCACCGUCCUUGGUUGGCCACUUAGGGGCCGAAUCGUCUUGCCUCUUCCUUGAUGUCUUGUCCCAGUUUGAUAAGCCUUUAAGUGAUCGUCGCUUGCACUUGGCAGUAUGGCAUAUGCUAUCAACCUUGGUCAGCAAGCGCCAACAAUGGCUUGCAGUCUAUAUUCUCACAGGGUCCUCCCCUCGCCAGACGCUAAAGACUGGUGACCAGAAAGCACCGGCGAUGAGAGGUGCACCGUUUUUGAAGAUAGCUCUUGACGUGCUCUCCAAUAUCGGGCAAAUUGAGCCCCAAGCCUCUCUCCCAUUAUUGGAGUUCAUUUCUCAUGCGCAGGAAAAUUGGCCUUGGGCAACGCCUGAGCUGAAAAAGCAUCCCCAAUUUUUUACCAGUAUCGUGAAUUAUGUCUCCAAGUUGAAGAUCUCAUCUAUGUCUGUAGUUGACCAGAUUUAUGGGACACGGAUCGCAUCAGUUGUCGCCGAUAUUUGCACUGUCUAUCUGCAUUCUGCCAAGGAAAUGCACGACCAGACUUUCUACAAGAUGCUGAUUCCACUAGUGUCUUGGUAUGCAAAGGAUGCUGUUGAUGUUUCCGGAUAUAACGCCUCUUUGCACGCCAAUCUGAGAAGAAAUUUUGAGAUGAGGUAUCCCGGGUGCAAACUUGUAGACUUCAAAAGGACAGUCUUGCAGCCUCGCUCUUUGGGACGAGAUUACUGCUACGAUCUCUAUCUGGGCGAGAAGCUUCUAGCGUAUGAUUUCGCUUGGGCAGGUACCCGAAAUCAAGGGUUUGCUCAAGAGUUUGAACGAGCGAACUUGAACCUGUCUCUAGUUGAGGCGCAAGUGGGCCUUCUUCACAGCUGGAAGUUCUUUGCUAUUGAACACUGUUCGGACUUCAUGACGGAUCGCGAAGUUCAGAAGUCAAUGGCGCUGGUUGUCCGGAGGUGUUUAGAAGCAAAUACCAACGGCGUUCCCCAAGAGGCGAUAUUUGACAGGGUUCAGCAGACACGGGUAGAAUUUAGUCAGGCUCUGCUGCAACGACUUGUCGAGAUUAGAUCGAAAGGCGCUGAAGUUUUUAGCCUGCUUGGGGUUGUAUGGGACACGUUGCGCACUCGCCGCGCAACGUAUGAGGAUGCGCUGAUCAAUGAUGACACUGACUAUUACCGAUCACUACUCAAUGUCCUGUUCCUCGCUCUUCAGUUCCAUCUUGACUCCCCCUCACGAACGGUGCCUGAAACUAUCAGCAAGAAGGCAGAGAUAUCGUCCGAUCUAACGUUCGUCGUCGAGAUUGUGAAAACCGUGGUCGCUCAAGGGUUCAAAUCUUUGACCACUUACUUACAUGAGCAGCCUGAGAAGUGCACGCCGAAAGACUUUGCCAUUCUCACGGCCAUACUCCAAAGCUGUUUGCAAGUGAAGAAUGUCGACCGUUUGUACGAGCACAUGGUUUAUCACAUUGCCGACAACGACACAGCUCGACAUGCCGCUUCGCUGUUUUCGUGGGCCGACCAACUGGCCAUAGCAGGCGACCCCGUCUACGGUGAUCUGAGCAUUUCCUUCCUUGUAAAACUAUCUACCAUACCAAUGCUCGCCGAACAUCUCGCCGUCGAGGCGGUCUUGGCGAGGCUCGCCACGUGCCGACUGACGGAUGCUCUACGACAACCGAAGGGAUUCGGGCCAUUUGACCCUGUUCCCCGGAUGUAUGCGAUCUGGACGAACGGCAUUCUCCCCCUGUGCCUGAAUCUGCUUUACCAUGUUAUUCGCACUGCACCGGAAGUCGCGGCUUUCCUCAACCAAUUCGAAGGCCAGCUCACGCGGGCAGCCGAGUGCUUUGCCACCGGACGCACGUCCAUUCCGACUGGGACAACCGGCCAGAAGAUAUGUUUGAGCAUGGCUUCGGAAGCAUACUCGCUUGCCUUGAUUUCCUUCAUCAUAAACCAGUUCCGGAAGGCAGGAGCCAGCAUGGGGGUGGAUGGGGAAGCGAUCCAGGAACUGAAGUGGGAUAAGGGUCAAGUCAAGGAAGACAUUGAGGAGCUGCUCGAGCGCCGAUCGAAUCUCCGUGCCCGCAUCGUGGCAAUCGGCGAUAAGGAGGUGGAGUUGGUACGACAGAAGCCGGUACAUGCUACCUCGGGAGCGGAGAACCGGCUCGAAGAGAAAAUCGUGGGUGAAUUACAGGCAGUGCUUGUCUGUCUGGGGGGAGAGGAGGCCGAAUAA